Orussus abietinus is the source of this 4262-nucleotide messenger RNA. RefSeq names its product neprilysin-4. Lineage: Eukaryota; Metazoa; Arthropoda; Insecta; Hymenoptera; Orussidae. Gene Ontology annotation, cellular component: plasma membrane. Gene Ontology annotation, biological process: protein processing. The record is from RefSeq and is a predicted model, not a curated record. The transcript has 16 exons. Bases 1066 to 3453 code for a protein of 795 amino acids. Gene Ontology annotation, molecular function: metalloendopeptidase activity.
UCGCCGGGUCAAAGAAGCGAGAUAAAGUGCAAUCUAAUCGAGCAGUUAGUCGGGGAAUUGACCGAUUACGUCGCACUGGGGCGUACCGAGGCGGCGUCGAAGCCGACGCCGAUGCCCGCGAAUCCGAUCUUUCCGGAGUAGGGGUGCGGAUCGCGUCGAAGAUGGUCCCGGGUACUUCCGCCUCGUCCUCUCCCCUCGCGGCAACGUUAUACCCCUCAAAGACUCUACCACUCCUUCUAAACCUUUUUAUCAAAUUUCACUGAUUCUACAUCGAGAUCAUCGCCUAGACUCUUACGAAGUCCCUUCCCAAGAGAGUGCUCCAAAAUUGACAAAGAAGCAACCGGUGGUGACGGUAGUGGUACCCUGCGGGGAGAAGUUCCAAGUACUCCUUUCCUCUCGAGGGUACCGAAGCGUUGCAAGACAUCUCCCGGAGAUCCGAAGGUUUCGGCUUUUAAGAUCAAUAAUUAAUAACCAGGUUCCCCGGUGAUUUCUCCUAUCGCUCAAAAGCUCCGCAUCGAGGGCGCCUCCGAAAUACCCGCGGAGGCCUCCUCGGGGCAAGUGGCCGAAGAAAAACGUGCCUUGGAUGGGAGCUUGCGACGUUCCCGCCACCUCCGGCUCCUCGCAUCCGCGCUCUCCUCGGAGGGCACGGCACCGCGAGAGGAGGGAUCCGGAUCCGCCAACGAGUGGUCUCACUCGAUCGCCCGGCCGAACUUUACUCCAGUUGACAGCGAGCCGCGUUUGCGACUCGGUCUCCACGGGGCCGAUAAGAGUCGGUCAAACGCGAUUCGCGUAACAUCGCCACGAGGCGGGAUAAAUCGGGCGAAUCGCGAAUCCGAACUGGGAAAUCUCGCCGAUGAGUCUCGGCACCGACUUCCGGUACCCCUGAGAGACUCCUCGGAGUCGGCCCCUUCCGCAGGGCAUGCCCUCCCCCUGAGAAGACUCCUGCUCCUGGCAGGACUUUUCGAGCGAUUCGAGCGAUUCGCCCGAUUCGCGCCUCGAAAUAGAGGGGGGAAAAAAAAAACUCCUCUCGGGUACGCAGCCACGGAGGGUAGAGGGGAGCAGAAGAUGCGGUACAAGGUCAACGAUCCCGAGGACGGAGGCCGGAGUCCCGAGGGCGCCAGGCAGUCUGGGAGUCCGACCUCCCCGUCUCGGCCCUCGUGCCCUUCGAACCCCUGGUACUUCCGGAUAAUCCGCAUCCGGCGAUCCGGCGAGCUGCCGAUCGAGACCACCCCUCGGAAGGAUUCCCCGAACCGCAGGACCCUAUUUCGAGAUGAAAAGCAGAGCCAGAAGGAGACGAAGCUGGCCAUCGUCGUCGGCCUGCUGGCGGUGGCGGUGAUAGCGCUGAUAGUGACGCUGACGCUGCAGGUGGCUUUUUCAAGGAAGGAAGCCUACAGGGAGAUGUGCCAGACCGAGGACUGCAUCAGGACAGCCGCCAGAGUGAUAGGAGCGAUGAAUCGAUCGGUAGACCCUUGCCAGGACUUCUACAACUUCGCCUGCGGUGGAUGGAUCAACAAAAAUCCGAUCCCUCAGAGUCAGACAUCCUGGGACCAGCUGAGCCUGCUGAGGGAGGAGCUCCUGAAGAACCUGAGGAUCCUGCUGGAAGAGUCGGAUCGCAAGGAGGACCUGAAGCCCGUCAAACUGGCCAGGACUCUUUACAAGACCUGCAUGGACACCGCUAGAGUAGAGGCUCUGGGCUUGCAGCCGAUUUACGAUGUCCUCGGGAAGGUUGGUCUUCCAAAGGAUCCACCCUUCAACGAGACCGCAACCCCUCUGGACGUCUCCAGGAUAACGGGGGUAGCGCAGAGAGCGUUAGGAUUGAACCUGCUGGUGAAUUUUUAUAUCAGCGAGGAUGUCAGGGACACCACGCGAAAUCGGAUGAUGAUGGAGCAAGUGUCCCCAGGAUUCAGUGAACGCUAUUUGCUCGACCCCCAGCGCUUCAAGUCGGAGCUUUUGGAAUAUAAAAAAUACGUGGCGGCGAUGGUAGAGCUAGCAGGAGCUGGGAACAAGAGUCAAGAAUUCGCCACGGAGCUUCUGGACUUCAGCACGAAACUCGCGCGGAUCAUGACGACUCCCGAGCAGAGGAGGAGCGCAAACCACCUGUUCCAUGACGUGACGAUCAACGAGUUGCAACAAUUGACCGAUCUACACGCCCAACAGUGGAACUGGACCGAUUACUUGGAGGCAGUCUUCCACGACACCAACGUCACGUUGGAGCCGUCGAUCGACAGAGUGAUCAUCAUGGACCUGCGUUACCUGCAGGAGUUGCCGCAACUCCUGGCGGCCACCUCGCCGAGGACCGUUGGUAGAUUCAUCUGGUGGAGCGUGUACUCGACAGUCGCGCCAUUGACCCUGCAGAAGUUCCGCGACCUAGGUUUCGUCUUCUCGCAGAAGGUCUUCGGUCUGAAGGAGAAGACCCCUCGGUGGAAAGGAUGCACGGGAAACGUCAACUCCAAUUUCGGAAUGGCUCUUAGUUACGUUUACGUCCAGCGGCAUUUCAAUGAGCGGUCGCGCGAGAAGGCCCUAGAGAUGCUGACGGACGUCAGGGCAGCCUUCGACGAGAUGGUAACCGAGCUGGACUGGAUGGACGUGGGGACCAGGGCAAGGGCUCACCGGAAGUUGCACGCCAUGAGACCCUUCGUAGGGUUCCCGGAGUGGAUCACGGACCCGAAGAAGUUGGAAAAGUUCUACGACGGGGUCGAGGUGGUCGAGGGCAAGCUCUUCGACACGUUCCUGAAGCUGACGAAUGUGGGGGCGAAGAAGAGCCUGAACAGCCUGCGGGAAAAGCCCGACAAGGACAGGUGGAUAUCAACGGGGACGACCGUGAACGCGUUCUACAGCGCGAUUCUGAACUCAGUCACAUUUCCAGCGGGCAUCCUUCACCCUCCCUUUUACGGAAACGGCCUAGAAUCGAUCAACUACGGGGCCAUGGGCGCGAUUAUGGGCCACGAGCUCACCCACGGAUUCGACGACCAAGGUCGCAGAUACGACGAGAACGGCAAUCUCAGACAGUGGUGGAGCGACGAGACGCUGCUCCAUUAUUACGAGAAGGUCGAAUGUAUCAUCGAGCAAUACGGCAAGUAUCACCUUCCAGAGCUGGGUAACAAUUUCACGGUAAACGGAAUCAACACUCAAGGUGAAAAUAUCGCCGACAAUGGCGGCAUAAGAGAGGCGUACAGGGCUUAUCAAAGACUGAAGGCCCGGAACUCGAGUCAGCAGGCUUUGCCCGGUCUGACGGUGUACAAUCAAGAACAAUUGUUCUUCCUGGGCUUCGCACAAGUCUGGUGUGGGAAUUAUACCAAUGGAGCACUCAAGUCGAAGCUUAUCGAGGGUGUCCAUGCUCCAAAUCAUUUUCGGGUUAUCGGGACCUUGUCGAAUAAUGCCGAGUUCGCGGAAGCUUGGAAAUGCCCAGUUGGAAGCCCCAUGAACCCACCACAUAAAUGUAUUCUGUGGUAGUACGCAGCAGUGAGAGUGUACCAAGGGCGAUGAUUAAGGAAUAAAGAGCUCCAUUCAUGAACGAGUCUGCUCGCAAGAAGCCUCGAUGUUCUUCAAGUGCUAGGAGACAAGUUCGAUUUUCACACGAGUCAUCGGAAGGCUUAAUCGCUCAUAAGCUAAUCGGUAUUGAUGGACGGAAUCGAUGUCAAAAGCGAGCAACUGUGAAUAAGCUGCUUUAUGACAGUGAGUGCGUUAUAUAAUUUAAUAAUCACUUACUAUCGGGCAUAGUAAGUCGAUACUUCGGAGCAGGAGAGACAUCAAGAUUUGUUCGGAUUAGUAUCCUCUCUUCAAAACAUCGUCUUAUGGAAUUUCCCAUUGAUUAACUGUACAUAGACUGACCUCGACAAAAUGUAUAUAAUUUAUUACACGCGCUGGUAAUAGCCUAAAAAAUUAGUGCUCGUAAGUAAUUGAAGGAUAAUAAUUUGUAAGAAAGGAAAGUAAGGGAUUAUUAAUGUAAUAUGUGGAAAAAUACUCUAGAGAAGUGCUGAAGUUAUUGGAUGGGAAUAUUAAAGGCUUGAAAAGAAGAUACUGAAAGUAUUCAAGAUGUUUCCGAUUUAUGCUGCAUUUUAGAAACAUUAUGCAGUCAGUGGAAAUUUAGCUCUAAUACUUAUAGUUUAACGAUGUGGAAACUGAGUUCAACUGGUAUCGAUAUUAAAAUUCAGCUUUGAAUUCUAGUUUUGUUUGUGCAAUAAUUAAAAAAACAGAAGGAAAGCGGUUUUGAUAUUGACACUGGGUUGAACAAUGUGAAAUAGAUUUAUUAAUCCCCUGUA